Messenger RNA from Alosa sapidissima (American shad), 2664 nucleotides. RefSeq lists its product as uncharacterized. The record is from RefSeq and is a predicted model, not a curated record. Bases 1345 to 2343 code for a protein of 332 amino acids. The transcript has 13 exons. Lineage: Eukaryota; Metazoa; Chordata; Actinopteri; Clupeiformes; Clupeidae.
CAAACGCACACACACACACAUACAUACACACACAUGUCACCUCAGAGAGUGAGCACAAAGGGGCCUGAUGGUCAGUAGAUCAGUCGCAGGUCGCAGGUUUCUCUGAAGUGGCUGCUGAGGAAGGCUGAAGAGACGCUCAAAAUAAAUACAAAACACACAUUCUGGACGGAGAGCAGGUCAUGCGGACAGAGAAAGGAUGCUUUGGAACGGGAUAGUUUUUUUUCCCUGGUCUCAGUUGUGAGGUGUGAAACUGAGAGGAAGGCGAUAAGAAAACUUGUUGGAAAGACGGCCAUCUUUACCUGUCCAUAUGAAAAAGAGUACAGAGACUCCCCCAAAUAUGUUAAGAAGAGAGAGCAUGAUGCCAGUGUCACACUGGUUAGAUCUGAUGGAAGGAGGGCUUGGACAAGAGAUGGGCGAUACGUCUUGAACGACAUCAAAAACAGCGGCAGGUUUGAUGUGCGCAUUCUGCAUUUGACCCUCAAUUACACUGGAACAUAUUUCUGUGGAGUUGAGGCAAGGGGGGUCAGAGACAGACAAGAAACUCACCUUGAAGUCUAUAGCGAAACAGGUCACACAACUGCAACACCAACGCCAUCAAAAACAGCACCCUCUGCACUCUCGGUUCCUGAUCAGCUGGUGUUCAUAAGUGUAGGUGUGGCAGCAACUGGGUGCUGCAGGCCAUAGCCAUAGUCAUAGUCUGGAUGAGGAAAAGGAGGCAGACACCACCAGUGGCCCAAGGACCAUCUAGACAUGUGCCCUCAGUUAGACCAGAUGGGGGAAAUGCUGAAAAGGAUACUGUUGACUAUGAAGACCAUCCACAAGACCCCUACACCAUGCAGAUGAGUUCAUCUUGCCAUAGCCCCAACACCACCCACUCUGAUGCAAUAUACCAGAAUUUACAGCUCCACCCCACCCAAUCAUAUGCAAGUUACCAGAAUUCCAAUCUCAACACCACCCACCCUGAUAUUGUUUACAAGAAGCUGAAGCUCAACCUCGUCCAAUCAGAUGCAAUUUAUUAAGGCCUGAACUGCAGACACCUGAUAUUUUGAUGAACUAAGUAAAUAAAUCAAUAAAAAACAACAGCAAUAAUACAUUCAGAAUAUUGAACGUCAGGGAUUGGACCUCAUUUUUGCAGUCAGACAAACCUUUUUUUUUUGGUAUUUUACAUUGUUAUGUAAUCCCAUACAAUCAUGUUUUUUUAUUUUCAUAUAAAAAAUGUUAUUAACUGACAAUUUUGUUUCUGCUUUCAUGCCCUGAUAAAGGUCCCUAUAGUAAGUUUGUGUGCCAUAAACAGAUCCAUAGAAUGAUUGUAAUGAGCAAAAUGUAAAUGUUACCAAAGGAGAUAUGUGGCACACUAGAAAACACACACACACACACACACACACACAUACGCACACACACACAUCAGCAAAAGAGAGACAGAGACGGAGAUUAAAUGCGCGGAAAAGCAAGAGUGACCAUGGAGGAGAAGCCAAGCGAGUGAACGGCAGAAAGGUUCAGAAUGGGCCAUUGUGUUGGGAGUGGAGGAUUUCAGACACUGAGAACAGUAGCUGGCACAAUAGGAUUUCCAAAAUGAGGACCACCAACGUGCUUACCAGCAUCUACUUCAUGGGUCUUCACACCACUAAACCUGUGCCUGUCAUUCCAAACGUCACCACUGGGGGCAACACAGCCACUCGUCUCAAUACUCCAGUCUCAGGUCUUCACACCACUAAACCUGUGCCUGUCAUUCCAAACGUCACCACUGGGGGCAACACAGCCACUCGUCUCAAUACUCCAGUAAUUAAAGCAACUACUUUGCCACUGUCUGAGGUCACAGCAUCAACAUCAGAUACAGCAUCUAGGUCCAAUACCAUCACAAACAUUCAGUCUGAUUCCACAUCAGCUACAAUAGGUAACAUGGUGGUCAUUGUGACAGGUUUGGUUGUGGGGGUAUUGGCUCUUUCACUGGCGGCCCUCAUUUGUAAGGAAAGAAACAUGAGUAAAGACCCACUUAAUCUUUCAACCCCCAGAGCUACUACUGUACCCUUUAAAGAGGAAGCUGCCAAUGGUGAUGAUCUAGAAGACCCCAACACCACCGAGUUGAGUCCACUCUACCAGAACCUGAACCCCAACACCAUCCAACCUGAUGCAGAUUACCAGAGCAUGAACCCCAACACCACCCAACCUGAUGCAGUCUACCAGAGCCUGAACCCCAACACCACCCAACCUGAUGCAGUUUACCAGAACAUGAACCCCAAAACUAUCCAACUUGAUGCAGUUUACCAGAGCCUGAACCCCAACACCAUCCAACCUGAUGCAGAUUGCCAGAGCCUGAACUCCAACAUCACCCAACCUGAUUGAGUUCAAUUUAUUAUGUAUAGUGACAUUAAUAAGUUCUUAAAGGUUCAAUAAGUGACUCUCAAUCAUGUCAUGUCCAUUGAUAUAACUCGUCCAUUCAUGAGUUCCCCCAAAGACUGGCCUUUUCACUCUCACUUGCUGGUACAGUACAGUGUACAAAGGGGGAGCCACAAACAGGCACACACACACACAUGUACACAUGCAAUACGGAGCCUCCUUCUACUGGUUAAACGUGUUAUUAAUUUUAUUUAUUAUGUUCAAAUGCAAUGGCCAUUGUUAACUGGACAAAGGAUACUACUAAAUAAAAAUGCUUCAUCAUACCUA